CUCAAUGCUCCAGAGGGGGAAACUCUCCAGGAAGACUCCAGUGAUUCAGAAGUAGAAAAUGAAGCAAAAGGUAAUUUACUGACCAAAAAGCCAGCCUGGGUGGAUGAAGAUGAUGAAGCAGAGGAAAAUGUUGAUAUGACCCAUAGAUAUAGGAAAGACUUCAUGAAAAGUGAUGCUGAGACGACACUUACUAAGAAAAAGCUAAAAAGAAGGCUUGAAGAACAGUUUCAGCGAGCUAUGGGAGGAGUUCCUGCCUGGGCUGACUUGGAAAACAGGAAGAAAUCGAAAAAGACUACAAGUGAUAGUGAGAGUGAUGAAGAUGAUGAUCUGCUACGCAGGACUGGCAAUUUUGUAUCUAAUUCAGAGUCCCUGCCAAGAGGUAUUUUGAAGAUGGGGAUCUGCUUGCCUGCUAAUCAGGAACGUUUUGCUAAUGGAAGACUGGCAACUGUGCAGUUUCAUCCAUCUGCUCAAGUAGUCAUGACUGCUGGACACGAUCGAUCCCUGUCACUCUUUCAGGUUGAUGGUAUAAAGAAUCCAAAAAUACAGAGCAUCUACUUAGAGAGUUUUCCAAUUUAUAAGGCUUGCUUCAGUGUUGAUGGGGAACAUGUUAUAGCCACUGGUACUCACCACAGAAUGUUCUUUGUGUAUGACAUGAUGAGUGGAAAUAUCAUUCCUAUACAGAAAGUAAGAGGUGUGGAUGAAAGAUUCCUCAGAAGUUUCGAACUCUCUCCAGAUGGAUCAUUUAUGCUUGUAACUGGAACUUCAGGUUACCUUCACCUGUUGUCAAUGAAGACAAAGGAACUGAUUAGCACUAUGAAGGUAAAUGGAAGAUGCACUGCAUCAGCUUUCACUCCAGACAGCAGUAAAAUAUAUAGCUAUUCAAAGGAAGGCGAAGUUUUCAUUUGGGAUGUGAGAAGCAGAAAGUGUCUACACAAAUUUGAAGAUGAAGGUUCUUUGGAAGGGAAGUGCAUCGCUGUUUCAAAAAAUAACCAGUAUGUGGCAUGUGGUUCAGCUUCUGGAGUUGUAAAUUUAUAUACUACGGAUGGCUGUCUCAAAGAACACCGUCCUAAACCAGUCAAAGCCAUAAUGAACCUCGUUACAUCUGCUACGUGUGUGACCUUCAAUCCCACCACGGAAAUCCUGGCAGUGGCUUCCCGUGAAACUGAUGAGGCUGUCAAGCUGGUACACAUUCCUUCAUACACUGUAUUUUCAAACUUCCCAGUGUUCAGAAGAAAACAGAUUUAUCUUGCUCAAUCUAUGGACUUUUCUCCCAGAAGUGGGUUUUUCUCUAUAGCAAAUAACAAAGGCAAAGCUUUGUUAUUUAGGCUGAAACAUUAUUCAGAUUUUUAAAAGAAGAUACAGGAGAAGAUGGACCAGUAACUGAGGUGUUGUAACCUGCAGAUACAAGUAUGCUGGCAAAAUCAAACAAGUUCUUUUUUAUUUUAUAUGGAAGCUAAAAAAAGUACUAAUAUAACAUCUGUGAGUUUUUCAGUGUGUUUUUCUUAAUAAAUGUACCUGAU
This is a messenger RNA of Nestor notabilis (Kea), 1520 nucleotides long. RefSeq names its product UTP18 small subunit (SSU) processome component homolog (yeast) (gene UTP18). The transcript has 13 exons. The record is from RefSeq and is a predicted model, not a curated record. NCBI's taxonomy places the organism in Eukaryota, Metazoa, Chordata, Aves, Psittaciformes, Psittacidae. Gene Ontology annotation, biological process: rRNA processing. Gene Ontology annotation, cellular component: small-subunit processome; Pwp2p-containing subcomplex of 90S preribosome. Gene Ontology annotation, molecular function: protein binding. The annotation marks the transcript as partial.